This is a messenger RNA of Rattus rattus (black rat), 1083 nucleotides long. Its product is annotated as PRELI domain containing protein 3B-like. The transcript has 2 exons. Gene Ontology annotation, biological process: phospholipid transport. Bases 30 to 617 code for a protein of 195 amino acids. Gene Ontology annotation, cellular component: mitochondrial intermembrane space. NCBI's taxonomy places the organism in Eukaryota, Metazoa, Chordata, Mammalia, Rodentia, Muridae. The record is from RefSeq and is a predicted model, not a curated record. Gene Ontology annotation, molecular function: phosphatidic acid transfer activity.
UGAGGGACACCGGGCAGGCGGCUGGCACCAUGAAGAUCUGGACUUCGGAGCACGUCUUUGACCAUCCAUGGGAAACAGUUACUACAGCUGCAAUGCAGAAAUACCCAAACCCCAUGAACCCAAGCGUGGUUGGCGUUGAUGUGCUGGACAGACAUGUCGAUCCCUCUGGAAAGUUGCACAGCCACAGACUGCUCAGCACAGAGUGGGGCCUGCCUUCCAUUGUGAAGUCUCUUAUUGGUGCAGCAAGAACGAAAACAUACGUGCAAGAGCAUUCUGUAGUUGACCCGAUAAGAAGGACGAUGGAGCUCAAGUCCAUCAACAUCUCAUUUACAAAUAUGGUCUCAGUGGAUGAGAGGCUUACCUACAAGCCACACCCUCAGGACCCAGAGAAAACUGUCUUAACCCAGGAAGCCCUCAUCACUGUGAAGGGGGUCAGCCUUAGCAGCUACCUUGAAGGACUCAUGGCAAGCACCAUAUCUUCCAAUGCUAACAAAGGCCGAGAAGCAAUGGAGUGGGUGAUACAUAAACUGAACGCUGAGAUUGAAGAGUUGGCAGCAUCAGCAAGAGGAAGCAUAAGGACACCAAUGGCGGCGGCAGCAGCAUUAGUGGACAAAUGACAGUGGAAAUUGGUGUGCAGCCUCGGGGCCCCAGGACUCUCAAGCUGGCAUCAUAUCAUUUGUUAUUUAAAAGACAAUUAUUUUAGUACUUAGAAGAAAUCGGUGUUGAUCUGGAGUCUCUUAAAGCUCCUGAUACUGGAACACUACCUGGCUGUGGACCAAGCAGAACAGAGCCCAGCCACCCUCCUGUCCACACAGCUGCCCGCUGCUGUGAACCAGAACCGACUGCAUGAGGAACUCACUUUACAAACAGAAAUUGUAAAAUUUUAAGUGACAUUAAUUUGUAUAAAAUAACCUGCCCUGCUGGAAACCAGUGUUUGGAUUGGUUCUUAAAUGAUAUUUUUGGAGUGAAAAUUAGCACUAAGGUGAUAUAUGACUCCAGCAAAAAUAGUAUUCUAUUGUAUUAACGGGUACUAUAUUGAUUUGCCAAAUUUUGUGACUCAGUAAAGGCAUUCCCUUCCUUGAA